Molecule: messenger RNA, 399 nt
Organism: Planococcus citri (citrus mealybug)
Lineage: Eukaryota; Metazoa; Arthropoda; Insecta; Hemiptera; Pseudococcidae
Product: speckle-type POZ protein B-like
Exons: 1
Coding region: 1-399 (132 amino acids)
Biological process (GO): regulation of proteolysis; proteasome-mediated ubiquitin-dependent protein catabolic process
Cellular component (GO): cytoplasm
Molecular function (GO): ubiquitin protein ligase binding
Source: RefSeq, a predicted model, not a curated record
AUGUUCACCCACACUACGAAAGUAAACGAGCUCAAUCGAGUAGAUAUUGAGGAUAUUAAUGAAGCUGUUAUGGAUGGAAUGUUGAAAUACAUUUACACCGGGAAAUGCGAUGAUUCGGAUGAAUUGGCCGAAGAAUUAUUGGCAGCAGCCGAUAAAUACGAUUUGUGUGGAUUGAAAAUUAUAUGUGCAAAGAAGCUAAUCAGGAGAUUGUCAAUUGAGAAUGCAACGAAUGUUCUUAUAUUGGCCGAUAUGCAUCAUUUUGAAGACCUAAAACAUCAAGUGAUCAAGUUUAUUGUUACCAACUGUACUGAAGUUUUGAACACUGAAGCCUGGUUAGAAAAUCUUUCAUCAAAUCUUAAAUUGGCGAAUGAAGUUUGUCAAGCCAUUGCUCGUAAAUGA